This is a messenger RNA of Erythranthe guttata (spotted monkey flower), 702 nucleotides long. RefSeq names its product putative inactive receptor kinase At4g23740. Gene Ontology annotation, molecular function: protein kinase activity; ATP binding. Gene Ontology annotation, biological process: protein phosphorylation. The record is from RefSeq and is a predicted model, not a curated record. Lineage: Eukaryota; Viridiplantae; Streptophyta; Magnoliopsida; Lamiales; Phrymaceae.
AUGGUGUAUGAUUAUCAAGAUCGGGGCAGCGUAUCUAGAUUCUUACACGACAAGACAGGCGCUGAUUGGAGACCUUUGGACUGGGAGGCUCGACUUAAAAUUGUUGUGGGUGCAGCAAAGGGUAUUGCCCACAUCCACAUACAAGAUGGUGGGAAAUUUGUGCAUGGAAAUAUAAAAUCGUCAAACAUAUUCCUAAACAGUCAAAAAUACGGGCUUGUAGCGAAUGCUGGAUUGGCAAAACUGGUGGAGCCUAUCAGAAGGCUAGUUGUGCGAAAUUUAGGACAAUUUGCCCCAGAAGUGAAUGACACGAGCAACGUGUCACAAGCUUGCGAUGUGUAUAGUCUUGGGGUUUUGCUGCUUGAACUUGCCACGGGAAGGCCAGCCCAGCACACGAAUGAAGAAGGUGAUGUCGUCUCACUGGUUAGGUGGGUUCAAUUGGUUGUUCUUGAAGAAUGGAGUGACGAAGUGUUUGAUGUGGAGAUUCUUAGGUAUAAAAAUGUGGACGAGGCAAUUGUACAGUUGCUGCAGAUAGCGAUGGAAUGCGUUGCUUUUUCACCGGAAGGAAGGCCUAGGAUGUUUGAAGUAGUGAAGGUGUUGGAAGAAAUUAGCAAUGGGAUUAAUAGAGGGGAGAAGGCAUCCAUUCAAUCAAGAUUGGAAGAUGUAAUGGAAGAUUUAUUGCCUCGGAUACAUCAUGGUUUUUAA